AUGAAUUUAGAUUUUAAAUUGUAAAUAGUAUAUUUAAUAAAAUUGAUUAAUAUAAUUAAGGAAUUAUUACCACUCAAGAAAUUCAAAAAUAGUUUAAUCCAAGAGCUCAUCCGGAUGUAAAAACAACAAAAAAACAAUGAGGAUGAAAUUUAUAAAGACUUUUUUAAUGCUUUAGAUUUAUAUAAUAUGCUUAAUGUAUAAUAUUUUUUUAAAAAAUAUUAAUUAAUAUAUAUGAUAUUUUUUUAAACACAAUAGAAUUAAAAUUUAAACGAGAGAAUUUCAAAAUAAUAAUUUUUUGAUUUUUUUAAUAAUUUAAGUGCUUCUAUUUCUGAUGAUCACUUUUUUGAAAUAAUACUAGUAAAUACUUUCAGUUUAUAAUAAUAAAACUCUUAUCUAUAAAAUAAUUAUGCUGGACACAAAAAUAUGUUUGAUCCAAAUAAAAAAGGAUUCCUCUAAGAUCACCAUAGGAGUCUUACAAACGGAGGAACAGUAAGCUCAAAUGCUCCUUUUGGAACCUCAUAGGAACCCACAGAGUAUAGUACCCAAUUAAGACCUUAUAAUGUAUAGACUUAAAGUAGAUAAAGUCCUUAUAAGCAAAAAAGUUUAUACCAAUAGCAUAGUUCUAUAUCAUAAAAAACUGGUAUUUAACUAGAAGCAACUCCAAUAAGUUAAUUGAGAAAUAAGUUAAGCUAAAGGGGUAUUAGAGGAUUUAUAAAAUUAUAUAGUAAUUUAAAGAAUGCUUAAUAUAAGAAUAAAAUUACAUUAAACAUAUUUUAAUAAUGUUUGUAAGAAUAAAGAAUUUAAUUAUAAGAUACAGAAUUUAUUUUUAAUAAAUAUUAUAACUAUUAACAAUUUGAUAUAUAAAUCUUUUUUAAAGAUUUAAAGGGAAAAAUUAAAGAUUCAAGAUAAGCUUUAAUUGUAUAUGCUUUCUAGUAAAUAGACACUAAAAGAUGUGGAGAAGUAUACUAUAAUGAUAUAAUAUGUAAUAAUCAAUUAUAAUAUAUUAAUAAAUUAAUAUAUAUAUAUUUAUUUUUGUUAAAAGAAAAUUAUAAUUAUUAUAAACAUCCUUUCGUUUAAAUGGGUUAAAUUACAGAAGAUGAAGCCUUGUUUGACUUUACAGAUUCUUUUGAAUUUUUGAUGGCAGUUUUUAAUUAAAGUAAUUUAAAUAAAUAAAGAGUUCAUUUUAAUGAAUUUUAUGAAUAUUAUCAUAUUCUAAGUACAACUAUCGAUGAUGAUUAAUUAUUUGAGAAUAUAAUGACUAAUUGCUGGAAUAUAUAAAAUACAUAUAAAAGAUGA
This is a messenger RNA of Ichthyophthirius multifiliis, 1296 nucleotides long. RefSeq lists its product as hypothetical. The transcript is spliced from 4 exons. The record is from RefSeq and is a predicted model, not a curated record. NCBI's taxonomy places the organism in Eukaryota, Ciliophora, Oligohymenophorea, Hymenostomatida.